CUUGACGUAGACGUUGGGGGCGGGGCCUCGCCGUGCGCGGUGACUGGUGGCGGCACUGGCGGCAGCUGGAGGCGUAAUAGUGUGGGCGGCGGGGACGGAGAAGUUCGGAGGCGGCGGCGGCUCCCGCGGAUCCUCCGGCGCGACGAUUUGGACGGCUGGAGCGAGCCCCGGGCUUGUCGCUCACCAUGCCGACGGUGGAGGAGCUGUACCGCAACUACGGCAUCCUCGCCGAUGCCACGGAACAAGUGGGCCAGCAUAAAGAUGCCUAUCAAGUGAUACUGGAUGGUGUGAAAGGUGGUACCAAGGAAAAACGAUUAGCGGCUCAAUUUAUUCCAAAAUUCUUUAAGCAUUUUCCAGAAUUGGCUGAUUCUGCUAUAAAUGCACAGCUAGACCUCUGUGAGGAUGAAGAUGUGUCAAUUCGACGCCAAGCAAUUAAAGAGUUGCCUCAGUUUGCCACUGGAGAUAAUCUUCCCCGAGUAGCAGAUAUACUCACCCAGUUAUUGCAGACAGAUGACUCUGCAGAAUUUAACUUAGUGAACAAUGCCUUGUUAAGUAUAUUUAAAAUGGAUGCAAAAGGAACUUUAGGUGGCUUGUUUAGCCAAAUACUUCAAGGAGAGGACAUUGUUAGAGAACGCGCAAUUAAAUUCCUUUCUACAAAACUUAAGACUUUACCAGAUGAAGUCCUAACAAAGGAAGUAGAGGAGCUUAUACUUACAGAAUCCAAAAAGGUCCUAGAAGAUGUGACUGGUGAAGAAUUUGUUCUGUUCAUGAAGAUACUAUCUGGGUUAAAAAGUUUACAGACAGUGAGUGGAAGACAGCAACUGGUAGAGCUGGUGGCUGAGCAGGCUGACCUGGAACAGACUUUCAAUCCCUCUGAUCCAGACUGUGUGGACCGGCUCUUACAGUGCACCCGUCAGGCCGUACCUCUCUUUUCUAAAAAUGUCCAUUCCACAAGAUUUGUGACAUACUUCUGUGAGCAGGUGCUCCCUAACCUCAGUACCUUGACUACCCCAGUAGAGGGGCUCGAUAUACAGUUAGAGGUAUUAAAAUUGUUGGCAGAGAUGAGUUCAUUUUGUGGUGACAUGGAGAAGUUAGAAACAAAUUUAAGAAAACUAUUUGACAAGUUAUUGGAGUACAUGCCUCUCCCUCCAGAAGAAGCAGAAAAUGGGGAGAAUGCUGGUAAUGAAGAACCCAAGCUACAAUUCAGUUACGUGGAAUGUUUGUUGUACAGUUUUCACCAGUUGGGCCGAAAGCUUCCUGAUUUCUUAACUGCCAAACUGAAUGCAGAAAAGCUCAAAGACUUCAAAAUCAGGCUGCAGUACUUUGCACGGGGCCUUCAAGUUUAUAUCAGACAGCUUCGCUUAGCUCUCCAGGGAAAAACAGGCGAGGCCUUGAAAACAGAAGAGAACAAAAUCAAAGUUGUUGCAUUGAAAAUAACAAACAACAUCAAUGUUUUAAUCAAGGAUCUCUUCCACAUUCCUCCUUCAUAUAAGAGCACAGUAACAUUAUCUUGGAAACCUGUACAGAAAGUUGAGAUUGGGCAAAAGAGAGCCAGUGAAGAUACAACUUCAAGUUCACCACCCAAGAAAUCUUCAGCUGGACCAAAAAGGGAUGCCAGACAGAUUUAUAAUCCUCCCAGUGGAAAAUAUAGCAGCAAUUUGGGCAACUUUAAUUAUGAGCAGAGAGGAGCCUUCAGGGGAAGUAGAGGUGGCCGAGGUUGGGGAACACGAGGAAAUCGCAGUCGAGGAAGACUCUAUUGAAUAAGACAUCACGUUCUUCAGCAUUGUCAUGGCUUAAUAUACUUAAAUUCUACUACUCAUUGGAUUGCCGGGGAUGUCCCUUAAAAAAAGACUGCUGCCUUCAGCUAAAAACUUAAAUGUUCUUUAUACCUUUGUAUGUAUGCUCUACUUUUGUAACAGACCAUGGUUACGUCCAAGGUAAAAACCACAAUAAUAUUUUUGGAUGCUUUGUCUGCAGUCUUGACUUGUUUUUGCAGUAUCUUCAUUAUUCAGAUUUCAUAUUGUGAAUCUUUUAAACAUCUGAUAAUUUGUUGUUGAAAGCUGUUUGAGUCUAAAGUAUAACGUAUUCAGUCUAGUUCUGUUAUCUGGUAAAAGAUAAUCAGUUAAAGGGUUACUAACUUUCCUCUCCCCUUUUAGUUUUCUGCCCAAUAUAUGGAGAAGAGUAAUGGUCAAUCUUAACAUUUUAUCUUCGUCUUUAAUAAAGCUGCUAGGCAGUGCUGCAGCACCCACCCAAUGUCAUGAAAAUACCAGCUUCCUUAAAAUGCAGGGGUAAUACUACAUCUUUAGGAGGAAGCAAUGUGCUCUGCACUGCUUACUCUUCUCCAUUGAUCGGGGGAUAUACCUUUGGAAUAUGUGAUCUUAUAUUUGAAUAGAAAUGCGUAUGUAUAAUAUGCAUACACACAUAAGCAUGUGUGUGUGUGUAUGUGCAUGCUGUGAAACUUGAGUACACAACAAAUCAAUAUUUGAAAUUCCAGGAAUGGUAAUUAUACUUUUAAGGAUGAAUCCAUUAUUGAAUGGAAAAACCUAGGUUUUUACUCCCAGUAGAGAAGAACUUUGAGUCAGUUGCACUUACAUGAUAAUUGUUAUUUAAAACUAAAACAAAGGUUGUAUUUCCAGAGAUAAACUUGGGAGAUCCUUGUUGGUGAAGUACAGCCAGAUCUGAUGUACAUAUAGGUUUCUACAGGAAGAGAUAGUAUAAUUUAGGAUUUGGAGACUUAAAACCAGGGCUACCCAGGAAAAGUGACUUGAUAACAUAGUACCUAUAAGUAAGGGAUGCUCUCUCCGUUUGCUUUUGCCACUUUCAAGAGUUUAACUUCUCAGGUUAUUAAUCAAUUAUUGUAUAAGUUAGCCAUUAGAAACUAGGUUAAAACAACAGAUGGGAGGUUUGUGGAGUGUCUAAUGUCAUGGGCAUUUUUAGUAGCAUAGACCCUUUUACUCUGCAUUUGAAUGUUCCUUAUUUUUUUGUUCUAUAGUUAAUCUUCCCUUCCCACGUUUGCUAUUCAAAUCAAAUGCCCAAUGACAUUUCUAGUAGUUUCAUGUAUUUUAUAAGGAAUAGUUUGUGAUUCCAACACAGGUGUCUUUGUUACCAUUAUUUCUACACUGGGAAAAAAGCAAAAACCCCUUUGUUAGAAUUACUGCACGUUUAUAGGGCAGACAUUUCUAAAAGCUAAAGUGAUACAAGUGAGCACAAGAAGUUAGUCAGCUUAACUAUGGAAUGGUGGCAAUAAUCCUUAACCAUUCCAAAAGACUGAGCUGAAUCUAAACUCACUUGUUAUCUGAACAGACAUAGGAACAUGGAAUUAUCACUUGAAAACUGUGACCUGCUAGUCUGGACCUCAGAUAGAUGGGCCGAUGGCCUAAAGCCAUUUCAAGAAUAGAAACUACAGCUAUGUAUAUUUGAACAUUAAGGGUGAUUUUUUUCCUUUUUUUUUUCCAAAAAGUGUAUUUGUAAACUCAGACUCACAGGAGUGGCUUGAUAUUCUCAAGUCUGAUUUUGAGUUGACAUUUCUUCCCUUACUACUUUGUAGUUUGCCUUCCCUUUCCUAAGGCAACAGUGCACAGCUUGGGGUUUUUUGCUUCCGUUCUUUGAAACUGUCAUGCCAUGGAUGUUCUUUCUUUUGCAAGACACCUGUUUAUCAACUUGUUUAAAUGUAAAUGUUCCCGUAUGCUUUUUAAAUAAAUUUCCUUUUGUAAUUUU
Molecule: messenger RNA, 3717 nt
Organism: Dipodomys ordii (Ord's kangaroo rat)
Lineage: Eukaryota; Metazoa; Chordata; Mammalia; Rodentia; Heteromyidae
Gene: Api5
Product: apoptosis inhibitor 5
Exons: 14
Coding region: 186-1760 (524 amino acids)
Biological process (GO): negative regulation of apoptotic process
Cellular component (GO): nucleus
Molecular function (GO): RNA binding
Source: RefSeq, a predicted model, not a curated record